Messenger RNA from Nasonia vitripennis (jewel wasp), 2153 nucleotides. Its product is annotated as glucose dehydrogenase [FAD, quinone]-like. The coding region runs from base 134 to 2035 and encodes 633 amino acids. The record is from RefSeq and is a predicted model, not a curated record. NCBI's taxonomy places the organism in Eukaryota, Metazoa, Arthropoda, Insecta, Hymenoptera, Pteromalidae. Gene Ontology annotation, molecular function: flavin adenine dinucleotide binding; oxidoreductase activity, acting on CH-OH group of donors. The transcript has 4 exons.
CGUACGUGAGAUAUCGAUACUCGUCCUAUCUCCACAGCACAGGAUAACAAACAAAAGCGUAAGCCAACUAUACCAUCGAUCCAUCAUUCGGCACUAAAUCGUUGGACCUCACAGUGAACGAACCUCUGCAAAAAUGUACUGGGUUCCGGGUGACUACCUGGGCACGUGUACGGCGAGCCCUAUGCUAAGUUCGUGUCAGCCCCAGGUCUUAACUCUACUCCGACUAAUCGUCCAACUUCUUGGCUACUCGUUCGACGAUCACUUUAGUGACAAGUCCCGCCAAAAUCCCAGCCCCGAUGACGACUUCGACUUCGUGAUUGUCGGAGCCGGUGCUGCCGGCUGCGUUCUGGCGAACCGUCUCAGCGAGGUGAAAAACUGGAAGAUACUGCUGCUGGAGGCCGGAGACGAAGAGCCGGCCGUAGCGAAUGUCCCGGCGCUUGCCCGGAUUCUGCGGCUCAGCAGCAUCGACUACGCCUACCACACCCAGCCGGAAUUCACGGGACUCGGGAACGUCUCGUACUACUGGCCCAGGGGCAGAGUCAUGGGAGGCAGCAGCACGAUAAAUACCAUGUGGUACGUGCGCGGCCACAAGCAAGAUUACGACGACUGGGCGAGACUCGGCAAUCCCGGAUGGAGCUACGACGAGGUGCUGCCGUAUUUCAAAAAGUCGGAGGAUGCCAGGGAUCCCGAAGUGUUCACCCGCAGUCCCGAAACUCACUCGAGAGGCGGAUACAUGACUGUCGAGCGGUAUCCUUACCAGGAUAAGAAUACGAAGAUCAUCAGAAAUGCUUGGAGAGAAAUGGGCUUCGCGGAGACUGACUACAACUCAGGUGUGCAGUUCGGGAUGUCAAAACUGCAGUUUAACUCGAUUCACGGAACUCACCAGAGUGCAAACGGUGCAUUUUUGAGACCCAUUCGCGGCAGUAGACCAAACCUUACGAUUCGCACCAACUCCAAGGUCGUCAAAAUUAUCAUCGAUCCAGACUCCAAGAGAGUGGUCGGUGUGCAGUACCUCGAUUCCAAAUCGAGACUCAUUUCAGUGCUCGCCAAAAAGGAGGUGAUCGUAUCCGCUGGAUCAGUCGAGUCGCCCAAGCUGCUUAUGCUGUCGGGAAUAGGACCAGCGGAGGAGUUGGUUCAGGCUGACAUCCCACUCCUCAAAGAUUUGCCUGUUGGUCGCAAUCUUCUAGACCACCCAAUCUUGUAUCCGUUCACUUUCAAGCUCAAUGAGCAGGCUUCCACCCUGGUCAGUGUCGACAAGAUGCGCGACGACCUGAUCUACUGGCUGAGCAGUCAUCAGGGUCCGCUAUCAGCAAUUGGUUCGAUGGAUGCUAUAGCCUACUACCAAAAUUGUCAAAAAUGUUUCGGACGAGCUGAUAUUCAAUUUGGCUUCACGGGAUUCAUCUCCGAGAUUGAAAAGAAGACCAGCGAUCUGAAGUUCAUACCUAGUUCGUACUACGACGAGGUCAAAGUGAGCCUGACACUUCUGACACCCAAGAGCCGAGGGAUACUGACGCUUAACAAGACCGAGCCAGUCCUGGGCCAACCUCUGAUCUACGCGAACUACUUAGGACAUCCUCAGGACAUGAAAACCAUCCUCAGUGGGAUUCGCGCCAUGAUCGGCAUCACUCGGUCUACAACCCUCAGAGAAAACGGAUUCGAGUACUCAACCGUCUCAGAACCUGGUUGCGAGAACCACGUCUUCGAAAGCGAGGAAUACUUCAAGUGUCUCGUCAGGAAAACUUUAAAUUCAGCCUUCCACAUCGGUGGAACCUGUCGCAUGGGACCCGUAGGUGACACUGAUGCAGUCGUCAACCCGAGACUCCAGGUUCACGGUAUCAAUGGACUUCGAGUCAUCGAUGGUUCGAUAAUGCCGAGCCUACCUCGAGCCAACACCUACGCGGCGACCAUCAUGGUUGCAGAGAAAGGCAGCGACAUGAUCAAACAGGACUGGCUUCCCAUUAUGACGGCCACCUACAACUUGUGGGACUACCUCAGCAAGCCAAACGGACGCAUCUACGUAGCUCAGUACUUCUGAUUCAUGUAUCGACCCUUUGUUAAUUCAAACCAACUCCGACUUUCCUCUAAUCCCUCCCUUCUCAUAAUAACGAAAGAAAAAAUAGAAAAGAAUAAGAAAAAAAGAGAGAGAAAAAAAA